Messenger RNA from Perca fluviatilis (European perch), 901 nucleotides. RefSeq names its product cornifelin-like. The record is from RefSeq and is a predicted model, not a curated record. The transcript has 5 exons. NCBI's taxonomy places the organism in Eukaryota, Metazoa, Chordata, Actinopteri, Perciformes, Percidae. Bases 237 to 620 code for a protein of 127 amino acids.
GCUGUGCAGCUUCUCCGGUUGGUCUGAGAGCAGAGGCCAAGAGGUGGCCGACGUCCUACCCAGGCCAGGAGGCACUAUCUUGGGAUAACUGCUGCCUUCCAUCCCCCUGACGUCCACGGUCUCAGGAACUCCUGGUUUAAGGUAUCUCUGAACUGAUGCAGUGCUGAUAUCAGCAGUGACAGGACGUGCGACUCAGAGCUCUCUCUCUCUCAUCACACAGAUACACAGAAGCCACCAUGACUUCCAAGAUGGUCAUCAAUCAGCCUCAGCCUGUGAUGGAUUCCCGAGAGUCCGAGGAGUGGUCAUCUGGGAUAUGUGACUGCUGUGACGACGUGCCCCAGUGUUGUUUUGCUUUCUGGUGCUUUCCCUGCUUCACCUGUAUAACUACCGAAAAAUAUGGCGAGUGUCUCUGUCUCCCUCUGCUGGACGGCCACGGCCUCAUCCCUCCCAUCAAUAUGUCCAUGAGGGUCUCCAUGCGGCAGCGCUACCGCAUCAAAGACACCAUGUGUAAAGACUGUCUGUACUCCACCUUCUGUUAUUCGUGCUCCUGGUGUCAGAUGGCCCGAGAGAUGAAAACCCGAAACAUCCCCAUCGUUCUGGUCAGUGCCAAGCACUCAUAACGACCAUCUCCACCCGGGCUGUCCCAUCUUCCAGUUAACCACAACCUGCAACUAACUUAUUAACAUGUUAUUAUAACUACACUUUAGAAUGAAGCCCAUUGAGAGAAACUAAUGAUUUAAAAAUAUACAGCCUAAAGUGCUCAUGUCGCUGACUGAAAAUCUUGAGCUAUAAAUUUCUGUAAUUCUGUAAUUUCUGUAAUUUCUUUAUUGAGUUGUUUAUUUUUAAGAGGGUUGAUCUAAUAACUCUCCAGCAUCAUUAAAGUUCCUACUGCAAGACAUUA